This is a messenger RNA of Papaver somniferum (opium poppy), 3390 nucleotides long. RefSeq lists its product as uncharacterized. The record is from RefSeq and is a predicted model, not a curated record. NCBI's taxonomy places the organism in Eukaryota, Viridiplantae, Streptophyta, Magnoliopsida, Ranunculales, Papaveraceae. Bases 1 to 3390 code for a protein of 1129 amino acids. The transcript is spliced from 6 exons.
AUGAAUAAAGAUUGGGUUCAUUGGCCAAGGGGUGAUCUUCCAUAUCAGGAGGCCUUAAAGAAUUUCAUAGAUACCGUUUGUCAGAGACUUGGAAAUCCUUCUGAAUUCAGUUGUCCUUGUGUUGUUUGUAAGAAUCUCACUUUCCCACUUCCUCCGCAAGAAGUGCAUAUUCACUUACUGAAACGAGGUUGGGAUCCUACAUACACUGAGUGGGUUUUUCACGGGGAGACUAUACACACUUCUACUGAUGUACACCAAGAGGGAGCAACAAGGGGAUCAUAUCAUAUAGAUGCUGCUGUUGAAGCUGAUGCACAUAUCGAUCAGGGACAUGAACCUGUGCAAGAUGAGGGUUUGGAAAACCAUGUGGAAGAGGCGGACACACCGUUAUAUCCUAAUUGUAAAACACACACAAAGUUAUCCAUCAUUGUUGAAUUGUAUAGGCACAAGACAGUAAAUGGUUUAUCUAGGAAAUCUUUUGACGAACUUCUCAAGACAAUCGGUUCCUUGUUGCCGACAGAUCAUUGUCUUCCUUGCUCAACAUAUGAAGUGAAAAAGCUGCUGAAAUCUUAUCAAUUGACUUACCAGAAAAUACAUGCUUGUAUUAAUGAUUGUUGUUUGUUUAGAAAAGAUUUGAAAGAUGCAGACGAGUGUCCUAAAUGUCAUUAUUCUAGGUGGAAGGCAGACACAUCUAACAUGGACGAUGCUGAAAUGAUAGACAAGCCGCAAAAGAAGAUACCGGUGAAGGUGCUUAGGUACUUCCCCAUUGUGCCGAGAUUGAGAAGAUUGUUUCAAUCAGCAGCACUGGAUGAGCAGUUGAUAUGGCACGCGACGAACAAGAGUAAGGAUGGGAAGAUGCGUCAUCCAACAGAUUCUUUGGCUUGGAAGCACAUAGACAAAAAGUAUCCCGAGUUUGCUUCAGAUCCCCGUAAUUUGCGUCUUGGGCUUGCUGCUGAUGGAUUUAAUCCAUUUGGUGAUCUUUCCGCAGCCCACAGUUGUUGGCCAGUGAUGCUCGUGGUUAAUAAUUUGCCUCCUCAGUUGUGUAUGCAAGGUGACAACAUAAUUCUGAGCAUGCUGAUUCCAGGAAAAAAAAAACCGGGUAAUGACAUUGAUGUAUACUUGCAGCCCUUGAUUGAUGAUCUUUUUGAGUUGUGGGAGAAAGGGGUGCAGGUAUAUGAUUCGUUUACUAAAACAGAUUUUAACUUGAAGGCGUUAUUAAUGUGGACAAUAAACGAUUUCCCUGCAUAUGGUAAUUUAUCUGGAUGUACGUAUAAAGGGAAGGUAGCCUGUCCUCUUUGCGGUGAAAAUACACUUUCAAACUGGUUGGUAUUUAGUCGUAAAACUGUCUACUUGAAUCAUAGAAGAUUUCUUCGUCAUAAUCAUCCUCUUCGGCAGAAAAAAGAUUGGUUUAAUGGAGAGAUUGAGAGGAAGGAAAAGCCACCUGUUAUGUCUGGUGCUGCGGCACUUGAAUGUCAGAAUAGUAUUACAAAUGAUUUUGGGAAAGCGGAGAAGAACGAGGAGGAGAUAAGGAAAAAUAAAGAGCAAAAGAAGAAGAAUAAGGGCAAGAGUAGUGCGGCAGCAAGUGCAAAUGUGGGUAAUUCUAAAUGUGGGAAGCGGAAAAGGGAUGUUGUUGCUGAUGCGGCUAUUUCUGGUGCAAAUGAUGAUGAAACUGAACUUCGGGUGUUUAACAAACGGUCAAUAUUCUUCGACUUGCCUUACUGGAAGGAUUUAUUACUACGGCACAAUAUUGAUGUUAUGCAUACAGAAAAAAAUGUUUGCGAGAGUAUUAUUGGUACCAUAUUGAAUAUAAAGUCCAAAACAAAAAACGGUCUAAAGUCCCGCAAUGAUCUGAAGAGUAUGGGAAUAAGACCAGAAUUACAUCCAGUAGAGAUAAAUGGAAAAACGAUCCUUCCACCAGCACCAUACUGUUUAAAUGACAAGGAAAAGGCUAUAUUGUAUAAUAUGAUGAGAAAUUUAAAGGUUCCAUAUGGUUUUAGUUCUGAUCUUAGAAAGCAUUUCUCAAAAGAUGGUUUCUUAGGUGUUCUUAAGGCUCAUGAUUACCAUGUUCUUAUGCAACAAAUAUUACCCGUUGCUUUGCAAGGACUUUUACCUGUAGGGCCAAGGGAGGCAAUUUUCAGGUUAUGUUCUUAUUUUCACGAAAUAUGCCAAAGGGCAGUUGAUCUCCAUAGAUUAAUAGAACUUGAAGUAGAAGUUUCUGAGACUUUGUGUAUGUUGGAGAGGUACUUCCCUCCGUCACUUUUUGAUGUCAUGAUGCACUUGAAAAUUCACCUAGCUCGAGAAGUGCGAUUAUGUGGACCUGUACAAUAUCGUUGGAUGUAUCCAUUUGAAAGGUAUAUGAAGACAUUCAAAGAAUAUGUAAAGAAUUAUGCACAACCUGAAGCUUGUAUAGCCGAGUGUUAUCUUGGAAUGGAGUGUGUUAGGUAUUUUGAUAUUCGUAAGGCCCAAGCAGCUGAAAUAGGAGUAGAGCAAAGGCGUAACGAAAACACUCAAAAUGGUUCCACACCGGCAGCACGUCCUCUUUCUAAAGGUGUCCAAGUGCGUAUGGAUAGUGAGAAGUUAAAGAUAGCUCACAGAUAUGUGCUUUUUAACACACCCGAAAUUGACCCAUAUAUGAUAAUGCAUAUGGACGAGUUAAAAUCUCCUGCUGGGAGGGCAAUUACUAGUGAAGAACAACUCAAUUCCAUACAGUCUGACACAUUUGCAGAUUGGUUUCAACAAAAGGUUAAGAUGCAAAUUGAACAAGGGAUGCCAAUAUCACACACGGUAGAAUGGUUGUCAUAUGGGCCGUUGGAAAACUGCAUAUCAUAUAAAGGCUUGCUUAUCAAUAACACUAGGUUUAUUACGAAGGAUGUUAAGAGAGUCACACAAAACAGUGGAGUUUCAAUUGAAUCAACAACCUUAGUUGCAGGAUUGUCAGAAACUAGUGGGUUCUACGGUGUUUUAGAAGAAAUUCUAUUGUUGGACUACAAUCAUAUGUUUCAAAUUCCAAUAUUCAAAUGUGAUUGGGCUCACACCAAUUUUGGUGUGAAGGUAGAAGAUGGAUUUACAUUAGUCAAUUUAAAGCAGCAUAAGAACCAAUACUGUAACGAUCCAUUCAUUUUAGCAGAGCAAGCGCGACAAGUUUUCUAUUCUCGAGAGUCAAAUACAUCUAACUGGUAUGUGAUGGUGAAACCACCGCCCAGGGGUUUCCAUGAAUUAGAGGAAUACAAUGAAAAGCAUGACACAAAUUUCCAACCAGUGGAUACUUCAACUCUUGGUUUCCAAAUGGAUGACGAGAACGAGAGUUACUUAAGAGAAGAUGGGGAAUAUACCAUAGUGGUUCCGACAAAGAAGAAGAACAAAAAGAAGAAGAAAAAGAAGUUCACAAGUUAG